AUGCUUCUCACCAAACAAGAAGAGUACUCAAAAAAAAUCAGGGAAUUGGGUCCAUUAUCUUCAGAUGCUUUUGAAACGUAUAAGCGGAGGAGCAUUAAAGAGUUGUAUAAAAUGCUUCACAAGUGCAACGAGCAAUUGCAACAGUUCAGCCAUGUAAACAAAAAAGCCCUGGAUCAAUAUGUAAAUUUCACUGAGCAAAGAGAAGAACUCCAGCGAAGGCAAGCUGAAUUGGAUGCAGGUGAUGAGAAAAUUAAAGAACUUAUUUCUGUUUUGGAUCAACGGAAGGAUGAAUCAAUUGAACGCACCUUCAAAGGGGUGGCUAAGCAUUUUCGAGAAGUAUUUUCUGAACUUGUGCAAGGUGGCCAUGGAUUUUUGGUCAUGAUGAAGAAAAAGGUUGCUGCUUUAUGA
Messenger RNA from Ilex paraguariensis (yerba mate), 408 nucleotides. The record is from the annotation of a GenBank genome assembly. Lineage: Eukaryota; Viridiplantae; Streptophyta; Magnoliopsida; Aquifoliales; Aquifoliaceae.